UGAAAAUUGAAAACGACCGUUGAAUUUGGUUGAAUAUUCAAAUAAAAAACUGACAUUUUUUAAACCACAAAUUUUACUUUUACUGCAAAAUAAUUUUAAAAGCAGCAAGAUUAUUAUAAUUCGUUGAAUGCACAUCGCAUAUUGUUACAUUGUCAACUUGAAGAAUGGCUCAGAAACCAACUUUAAAGGAAGAACAUGUUUCAAAUAAAGAAAAUGAUCCAAAAACUAUAGUGCAGGAAAAUACAAAAUAUUUUGAUGGUCAGAAAAAUAAAAAAACUAUAAAAGAUAAUGUACAUGAUAAGGAAAGUAAAGCGGAAAAUACUGGCAGACAAAACUCGGAUGGGACAGCUAAGCAAGAAAAACAGAAGUGGACGUUAGGAGAUUUCGAUAUUGGUAAACCUUUAGGAAAGGGCAAGUUUGGAAAUGUGUACUUAGCUCGUGAAAAGAGAUCUAAAUUUUUAGUUGCCUUAAAAGUUCUUUUUAAAACUGCGAUUAAAGAGUUUAAAAACGAACAUCAAGUUAGAAGGGAAAUUGAAAUUCAAAGUCAUUUAAGACAUCCUAAUAUUUUAAUAAUGUAUGGUUAUUUCCAUGAUGAGUCUAGAGUCUAUCUAAUUCUUGAAUAUGCACCUAAUGGAGCACUUUAUUCAAAAUUAUCAGCAAGUCCAUACAAAAGAUUUUCAGAAGAUAUUGCAGCUGUUUAUAUAGAACAAAUCGCAGAUGCACUAAGGUACUGUCAUACCAAAAAAAUUAUACACAGGGAUAUAAAACCUGAAAAUCUGCUUCUUGGUUCAAAAGGGGAAAUAAAAAUAGCAGACUUUGGUUGGUCAGUACAUGCUCCAUCUUCAAGAAGAUCAACUCUAUGUGGCACUUUAGAUUAUUUAUCUCCUGAAAUGGUAACAGGCAAAACACAUAAUGAAAAAGUAGAUCUGUGGAGUCUUGGGGUACUGUGUUAUGAAUUCCUUACCGGGCGUCCACCCUUUGAAUCCCAAAGUUACGAUGAAACAUACAGAAGGAUAAGUCGAGCCCAAUUUAUAGUACCAUCUUAUGUAUCAGUAGAAGCAGCCGAUCUCAUUAAAAAAUUGUUGGUUGUUAAACCAGAACUGAGGCCUGAAUUAGGCCAAGUUUUAACUCAUCCUUGGAUUUUGAAGUACAAAAAAAAUUAAGGAUAAAUUGUGAUGUUUUAUAGAAAAUGAUGACUAUAUCUGGUAUAGGUUUUGGCGGUAGCUAGUGGAAACAUUCAUACUUUAGUAAGUUUAAUUUUGGUGAAAUGGAAGGAGAGAGAAUAUUUCAAUAACAUGUUGGUAAUAGUUAGUAAUCCCAGUAAUUGCAAGACAUCUAUUUUAUACUUAUAUGGACGAUUAUUACCUUAUUAUCUAGAUUAAAAUAGGGAUUUGGCUAUUUUUGCAUACUAUUGGCUUAGGUUUUUAGGCCGCAAGGCUUCUCUUGGACCUCUUCUUCCUACUGUUGUUUCUUUGUAUCACAAGGUGCAAAGAGUUGUACUAUUCUGGAUGUUUCACUGUCUCUGCAAAAUAGGUUAGUUUUCUUGUUUUUUUUUUUUUUUCAUUCUAAUGAGAGUAGUUACAUUAUAUAUCCUGCCCAUACAACUAAUUUAGUAUUCUGAUAUUCAGUUUCAAAUUUAUACAUUAUCGACAUUUUGAUUGUUUACUAUUACCGUACCCUUUGUAGAUACUUCUAAAUCUGCUACACCUUCUCUAUCACAUUAUAAGUGUUUUCUAAUCGUAAAAGUUCUUUAUGUAAUUUUAUUCCAAAGUAAGUAUUAAAAAUAAUUUUUUAUCGGCUUCAAAAGUACCUAACAUUGAAAAAAAAAACUAUUUUGAUAAUAUUUUGAUUGAAAUAAGUUUGUAAAAAUCAAAGUUUAACUCUGCUCAAACCAGUCUUCAGAUAACAAGCUCAAACCAGUCAUUUAAUUCAUCAGAUAACAUAAAAAAAACACCAAAAAAUAUAUUUAUGUAAACUUUAGGGUUACUCGACCCCAGACUAAUUAGAUAUCACUGAUCGAAUCCAGAGAUUAACUUUUGGAUUAUUUGAAUAUCUUAGAUAUCCUAUCCCAUGCUUUCUCAAGAUCAAUUAUACUCCAUAAAAGACAGUUAUUGAUUGACUUUUUCCAUAACUACUUUCUAAUAAAAAUCGUAUCUGCUGAUAUUAAAUCUAAAUUGGUUCCUUUAUACUUCUCUUUUUUUUUCACUCAUUCUUCUGUUAGUUAUUCCUAAUAAUUGGUAAAUUACUGAAUGUCACCUUCGAUUUUUCAUAGUUUCGGAUAUUCAUAAUUGAAUGGCGGGUCGUAACAAUGGUUUAAGUGACAGAAUUGAGAUUAUACAAGAGAUGAAAAAAAUAUAUUGACAAGUGAUUUAUGAAAAAAAUAUUUUCUUGAGCAACGUGGAUUACUCCUUUUUUACAAAAACAUUGUUGUAAGAUUUUCUUAUCUAAGACGAUGUUUCUAUUUUACUCGUCCAAGUCAAAAUUCUCCGUUUCCGGAUCUUCUGCGAGGUCUGUUGACUGCUGUCGAACGCCCAGCUCAACGUAAAAGUCGUGAUAAACUAAAGGAAUAUAAGGCAUGAGUUCCCUUAAAUUUUUUAGCUUAUUUUCGUUAAGAGGUACAGAUGUGGUAUAUUUUGGAGGAAAAUCUCUUAGAUUUUUUAUUCGAUUUCCAUCUUUUACUCCUCGCUUUACAAUAUUGACCGAUUUAAACUCUUCAUUUAAAAAGUGUUUCACAAGCAUUGUGUUGGGUUCAUCCGCCUCAAAUCUAAAACAUCUAACUUGACUAGAACGUAAAGGUUCUUUUUCGUCUGUCGUCUGUUUUUUGUUAGUUGCCUUUGCAGCUCGUCAAAGGAAAUAAAAUCUUUUUGUUGCAUCUUGAUAACUUCAAAUGGAUUGGUUUUUUGGCUUUUCUUAUAACGUCGCACCAUUGAUUGGGAUGAUAGAUUUGUGCCGUAAAUUUCUUUUGC
Molecule: messenger RNA, 2966 nt
Organism: Diabrotica balteata
Lineage: Eukaryota; Metazoa; Arthropoda; Insecta; Coleoptera; Chrysomelidae
Source: the annotation of a GenBank genome assembly